UUUGAAUAUGGGGGGAGGGGGAGGGCAGUACGGCGGAGGGCAGUAUGGGGCCGGACAAUACGGCGCUCCCGGCAUGAUGGGAGGCCAGACCCAAGGUCACCAUGGAGGAGCAGGAGGCGGUGGUGCAAGUGGCGGUAUCAUGGGAUUUUUCAGCAAAUUGGGCCUCGGAGGAGGGGAUAGUAACAAGCCCCCGAACCCGUAUGCGAACAUGGUGCCGCCGGGGACAAUAUGCAUUGCAAAUAUGUCUGGGUCUGGAAGAGUGCAAACUUGUCAUGCAGGUUUUAUAUGACCCAUGAGGUCUGGAAUGCAGGAUCCACCAUGACAGAUGCUGUGAGAUCCGUAUCGUGUCUAUCCUGCAUGAGAAACUCCCUAUCGACCUGGUCAAAAGUGGACAACUACUUUUGGUGAUCAUGCAACACAGAUUUUUGCAUGAUUCAGAUUUGGCAUGACAAGUUGCCAUGUUCCAGACCCAGACAAAUUUGCAUUCGAUAGACAGCGCCGGGGCAGUACGGCGGACCAGCACCGUAUGGAGGUCAGCAGCCCUACAAUCCAUACGCAAACAUGGCUCCGCCCGGAACGACGAUGCCACAAUAUGGCCAACAACCCCCGCAACCCGGGCCGUACGGAGGUCAACAGCCACCGGCGGGAGCGUACGGGGGCUAUCCGCCGGGUUACGGAGGUGGACCACCUGGAACUGGUCCGCCCCCGGGGUACGGAGCACCACCGCCGCCGGGAUAUGGUGCGCCAGCAGGUUCACCUGCUGCGUUACCCGGUUACGGCGGACCCAUGAUGCAGCAGUCGCAAGCGGGAGCAGGAGCAGGUAAUUCUCCUGCAAAUACUAAUGCGGCACAACAGUUGCCGCUGGCACCAGCCCCGCCCGGGACUGAAAUUUCAAACACAGGAACUGCUGCACCGGUUACAGGAGCUAAUACUACUUCUGCCGCCUCCAUGGCCGCGGUCGGACUCGCGGGCGCGGCGGCUGGCGCUGUUGUCGCCGGGGCGGUGAUGCAACAAGAUAUGCAGCAGCAGCAGCAGGUACACCCUCCCGGACAACAGCAACAGGUGUUCAACUACGGUUCCUUCCCGGUGACGCAAGGCGCUGUUUUGAACCCUCCGCCCCAACAAAGCCUGGACAUCUUCGGACCGGAGUUCACGAUCAAACAGAAGGUGACGAAGCGAGACCUCUUGGAGAACACAUUGGGCGUCGAAAUGGGUAACUUCUACAACGUCCAGCCCUUUGGCCAUUCCGGUGACAAAAACAGCGAACUUCCCUGGAAAAUGUACGUUGAUGAAAAAUCUGACAACUGGUGCGGAAGGAUUUGCUGCGGCCCGACGAGAGGUUUAACAUUUGACGUUUUUUACCCGAAAAAGGAGAAAGACGGGGGCAUGAAAAUUUUGGAACUGAACAAACCCUUUAUCUGCUGCGAACCCUGUUGCGCGUGCUGCUGCUGUUUCUGCACGGGGUUCUGCAAGCCGAAGUUCACGGUGACGGCGACGGAACAUUUUCCGGGGAACACGACGGGGGGUAAGUACGAGAUCGGGUAUGUUCAGGAUCAUUGUCAAUUAUGCGGAACGCGGGAGGAGAUCCAUAAAAUCCGUUCUGCGAAUGAUUCUGGCAGUACAAAAAGUGGGUGCUGCGGCGAUUCGAAAUACACCCACUUGUACACGAUCAAGGGUACGUGCUGCCAGCUGGGCGCCUGCCUCCCCGCCGGGGGGAGCGCGAAGUAUCCGAUUUACAAGGGGGAUAACAACAAGGAGAAGGUCGGUAUGUUUACGAAGAUGGGGAAGGGGGUGAUGCAAUUUGUCCAGGAGCUCCUGGCCGACGCGCAGACCUUCAAAGUGACCUGCCCGCCGGAUGCGAGAGCGGAGGAGAAAGCGCUGUUGUUAUGCCAUUCUCAACUGUUACAUUCUCAACUGUAGUUACGCGGAUUUGUCAUGCAAAAUUGCCAUCAGCCUCCACUUGAUCAAGGUGCUUGGCAUGACAAAUUUUGGAAAGGCUAAGCAGCACGAUAAUCUGUGGCAAAUCUGUGAUGCGAAAGCUGCAAUAUUGCCGCAUUCACUGUUGCUGUUCUUGCAUUACAAAUCCAGGACGACUAGGAUUCGGAUCUUUUUCAAUUUCCCAAAUCAAGCCACAGCGAAACUUCGCGAAGAGAUCAGAAGGUAAAGAAAAAGAACACCGAGCUGACGCCGCGAUCUCCAAAGAAGAGCAAAUGACAGAAAAGAGAGGGACGUAGUGUAGGAAGGGUCGUGGAUCAGUAGCACUGAGAUCAAGCGAAAAGAAAAAACAAAGGAAAAAGAACGACGAAAAGACCAAGAAAGACUUCUUCACUUCAUUCAUUGCGCAGGGAUUUUGAACGACUAAUGGUGCUCAAAGAUAUCACGGUAGACCAUGUCAUAUUGCGCACGACAUAGCCCACGAAUUCCGAGAAUUGAAGUGAUGAGCAAUAUGAUUUACGAACCCGAUUGUUGACAGCUCUCGUAAUAGUCAGACUGAAAAUCAUGCGCGAAAAGGAAAGGAAAAAGAAGAAGCACAAACUCAAGGACACGACGCAAGAUGUUCUAUAAAAGAGGGAGAGAGAUGACUUAGGGGUGGCGAUUUGAAGUGUGUUGUUGAUUGUUCCCACGGGAAUGCCGUUUUACGGUGAAGACGAUCAAUUUGUAUGUGAAAGACCCUCGUGAAAUUGCAUUACAAAUCCAUGUAACAGCUGAGAAUGUAACGGUUGAGAGCGCCAUAGUUGUUGGCCGCGGGGCUCAUGGUGGAUCUCCAGUACUACGAACAGACCAACGACAAACCGGAGGAAAUGGUAUGCGUUGUAAAUAUGUCUGGGUCUGGAACAGUGCAACUUGUGAUGCUACAAUUGGAUCCUAAAAAAAAUCUGUAUUGCAUGAGCAGCAAGAGCAGUCAAAUUUGGCUACGCGCAUCGGGCAUUUGUCAUGCAGAACGCGCAUCGAUAAGCGCUCAGAAAAUCUGUGUUGCUAGGGCGGCAUACAUAGCAGACAUCGUGGAUGUGGAUCAUGGAAAAUGUGCAUGACAAACUUGUCUUCUUUCAGACCCAGACAUAUUUGCAGUUGAUAAAUGGAAGGGUAUGGAAACAUGAUUGGGGGGCUCUUUUACCCCGACAAAGCUUCCUCCAGUGCGUCGAGCGAGGCGGGAUGUUCUUCGGCAGUAGAAAACCAAAGCCAAGGUACUGGGGCUGUAAGUGGCUUCGAGGACGAGAGUGGCGCAAAGGGCGCAGUAGAGGAGAUAAGUAGUACGGGCGCUUCUAGUAAUUUCGCUGGAGAAGCACAGAGUGGCGGACGGUAUCGGGCUGGUGCGUCGAAGCUGAAGGAAAAAGCAGGCGGCACUGACUCUGCCGAGUUGUAGAUGAAAGUACGAAUUUACAGAUGCAAACACGUAAAUUGAAGAAAGGCCACUUGAAAUUGUUCGUAAAAAUUAUUUCACCUUCAAAAAUAGGCACAACCGUGGUUGUUCUCGUUUUUAUCAUCCACAUCCUUUGAUUGCUAAAUUUCAUUUUCGUGAUUUUGAAUGUUCACCGUGUCGACAGUGCGAUUUACAGUUUCGAAACCAAAAUCUAAACCCUAUACAUUACACUUUUUCAGAAGUUUGAUCCUUGCCCACCUAGAAUGAAUAGUUCGAAGUGCUGCCGCGUUUGUCAUGAAAAAA
Molecule: messenger RNA, 3664 nt
Organism: Amoebophrya sp. A120
Lineage: Eukaryota; Dinophyceae; Syndiniales; Amoebophryaceae
Source: the annotation of a GenBank genome assembly